Molecule: messenger RNA, 2736 nt
Organism: Odontomachus brunneus
Lineage: Eukaryota; Metazoa; Arthropoda; Insecta; Hymenoptera; Formicidae
Exons: 1
Coding region: 236-1546 (436 amino acids)
Cellular component (GO): extrinsic component of mitochondrial inner membrane
Source: RefSeq, a predicted model, not a curated record
CGCAGCACGCAGACAUACCGGUAAAUAUUUUAGUUAGUGUCGUCCGAACAAUCGCAGAGAGAGAAUCAAUACUGUAAGGGUAUAGAAUUAUAUCGACUUUUGUUGAAACGACCCAAUUUCACGCGUGCUAUUUCCAACUUUACACUGCAAGUAAGCCUUCUCGACAGCAAAGGCAAAAGCAUUUCUCGACAGUAACAUAGAUAUACCUUUGGCAGUGCUAUCAGGCUGUUAUGAAAUGCACAGGUCUUCAAAUUACAACAAGUUUUUCAGUCCGCACGUUUGUCAUGUUUGUAAGCAGAAUCAAUUUGAAGUUAAUAUUAAAUCUCAAAUGCCAUUAAAGCUGACGUCAUGUACCAAAUGCUGCAUGAUAGCUUACUGCAGCGAACAGCACAUGCAGCUGCAUUUCGAUGAUCACGAUCCGAUUUGCAGAGCUAUAGUGAAAGUAGGUACGGAAAGAAACAUAUGGAACACUAACGUUAUGGUCCCGGACGAAUGGUUCGCCUUUAGGAAGAAGAAUAUUGAGUACGUUGAGAAGGAACUACAGCGGAAAUUAGAGCCGUACGAAGAGCAGAUGUUUUGGUUCGUGAAAUCGUGCUUUAUCUGCCAUCGACAACUUUCGUUGCCGACAACUUGCUAUCAUUGCUUUUCCGUUGACAGUUGUCACGAACAUAAAAUGCGUUAUUUCGCGCAUGACUGCUUGUAUCUGGCACUAGCUUUUCAGCAAAACAUUCACGACAUCAAGGGAAAUUACCAAGAUGAAAGAAUGAGUAACGUGUAUUUACGAAAGAUCAAAGUUGGUAUCUCUAACUUAGAAUCGUACAUCGAAGAAUCUGUAGUUGCUCAAAGAAGCAUCGAGGAAUGGCGUCCUAAGGAUUACGCCUAUUCUGAUUACUUAUCGGCGCCGUUGACACUUUAUUUUGCGAUUGAAUGCGCUCCAUUUCUUCAGGUUAUAUUGAGAAGAAAUAGCUUAAUUGUUCACAUUUUAGCCGAAGUCCCCGUGAAUGUGUGCGCUUUGUCAGCUUGGGAGAUAUUGUCACAUUUAUUAGAUAAAAACAGCUUGAUUAUAAUUAUACUUAUAGGAGAGAAAUUACAAGAGAAAAUUAUCGAAUGGGAGAACUGUAAGGUUUGCCGUUUUAAGCAAAAGAGGGUCCGUUUCAAAUGUUACAGUGAGUCAUACCACAAUUAUUUGAAAUACAAGGAUAACGUUAAACCAGACAUAAUCAUAGGAUAUCACUUGGAACUUGAGGAGUUUAUCGUAGAAACUAUAAGAGCAAUAAAGCAUCAACAGUGUCCGUUGCUCAUAACGACUAAGUCGGAAAAGAAGGCGCAAAAUAAUAUAGCGGAGAUACAGAAAAAACUAAACGAAGAUAUAAAACCUUUUCUAACGAUAAAAAAUAAUUACAGAAGUAAUAGACCAUAUAGAGAUCACGAGAAUGACGAUGUGUUCUUUCGUAAUAAUUAUUUAAUUAUAUACGAGAAUUUGAAUUGUCCGGACAUUCCACCUCAGAAACGUUUCCGAUCAUCAUUAGCGUCAUUAAGUUUGUAAAAUAACUCCUUUUUACAUAUAAUGUGAAAUUUGUUAUAUUUGUCAAAAUAUAUUUUUUCACACUUGAAUAUUUAUAACAAAACACAUGUUACGAAUAAAUUUUACAUAUUUUAACGAUAUUUUCAAUAAUAGUUAUAAAUGUUGAAAAUUUUAUAUCAGCAAUGACAACUAGAUGUAUGUACAGAUAUAUAUGUGCGUGGAUGUGUAUGCGCGUGCAUAUUUGUGUAUACAUAAUGUGUACAUCUUCCAUAAUUUAAAUUCGAAAGGAUUUGAGCUUUCUAAACACAAUUAACUAAGCUUUAAAUGGAUUUAGUUCCUAAGCCAGUAGCAAUAUUCAUCUAUGAUUAUAUUAUUAUUUCAGUAGCAUUAUCUUAAACAACGUGUAAGAGAGAUUUUAUUAGUAAUUGAGUUAAAUAUGUUAAUAAUAAGCAUAUUUUAUAAACAUACUUUUUAAACAUACAUAAUCAUAAUAAACAUACUUUAAAAAAAUAUUAAUGUAGUGGUUAUUUUUCAUUUAAAGAGAAUUACCGUUGUAUUCAUGUGUGUGUCUUUCCUUGUGUAAAUACGUGUAUUUUACAUACUUUACAUUAACCUUUUAAGACACAUAAUUCAUGGAACAUUCUAGUAACUUUUUUUUAUAAAAUAUUAUCAAAAACACUCCAAAUAGCACAUUUAUAAGGUUUCAACUGCCCGAUUCUAAGUGGUCUCUAUUGGUAUCAGUGAUAUUUAAAGGGUUAAGUAAUCAGGUAGCGUCACGACACCAUAAAAUGAAAUAAUAGAUCGAUGACAAGUCGAACGUGAUUACGAACGGCAGGGCGCAAGGGGAACGAGCCUAAGGCAAGGGGUUGGCCUAAGAAAUAGUUUGGUAAUAUAUUUUGUUUGUACGAAUUUAUAUUGUAACCCAGACGGCGCAAAUGUCCAAAAUUGAGUCAUAAAACGUCUUUAAGGCAACUUUAAGACAUCUUUAAGAUAAUACUUUAUAAACUUGUCUUAAAGACAACUUAAAGAUGUCUUAUGUCCCACUUUUAGACAUUGUGCUGUCUGGAACGAAACACACAUUGGAAAAUAAAUCGCAAAAUAUAAAUAUUAUAUUUAGAUACUAUGUGUAUGUACAAAUUAGUUACACUGAGAAAAAAUUUACUAAAUUUCAAAAAACGACUGUGAACAUAUUUGUUUAAAUUAAGCAAUUA